GCUGGUCUCGGACUCCGGGCAUCAAGCGAUCCUCUUGCCUCAGCCUCUCAAAGUGUUGGGAUAACAGGCGUGAGCCAUUGUGCCUGGGCGGGUGUUUUUUCUCAUUGAGCGCUCCCCAUCCAAGUCUGCCCUAGGUAGGAGUGCCUCGUGCACGGGUACAUACAUACCCCGUGCGUCUCCACACCUGUGCGCUCCUACACAUGGCUCGCAAUGCAGGUGUGAGGGUCCCGUUACAGGUGUGCCCGCAGCGCGGCCCCGCCCCCUUCUUGGCUCCGCCCUCUUAUCGAGGCUCAGGUGCACAAGCCGGAAGUGCGCUCUCCUCCCAGGUGCCCCGCCGCAGGUGCCCCUGGCCGGAGAUGCGGUAGGAGGGGCGCGCGCGAGAAGCCCCUUCCUCGGCGCUGCCAACUCGCCACCCAGCCCAUGGCGAACCCCGGGCUGGGGCUGCUCCUGGUGCUGGGCCUGCCGUUCGUGCUGGCCCGCUGGGGCCGAGUCUGGGGGCAACCCUCCACAGGAUUGACCUCUUCUGCAUAUGGCAGUAGCACUGUUGGGCCUUCACCCACCAGCCCCAGCUCCAGCUCCAAUGGCAACUUGUCUCAGGAGGCCAUCACUGCUAUCAUUGUGGUCUUCUCCAUCCUGGCCAUCUUGCUCCUGGCUGUGGGGCUGGCACUGUUGGUGUGGAAGCUUCGGGAGAAGCGGCAGACGGAGGGCACCUACCGGCCCAGCAGCGAGGAGCAGUUCUCCCAUGCAGCUGAGGCCCGGGCCCCUCAGGACUCCAAGGAGACGGUGCGGGGCUGCCUGCCCAUCUAGGUCCCCUUUCCUGCAUCUGUCUCCCUUCAUUGCUGUAUGACCUUGGGGAAAGGCAGUGCCCUCUCUGGGCAGUCAGAUCCACCCAGUGCUUAAGAAUAGCAGGGAAGAAGGUACUUCAAGACUCUGCCCCUGAGGUCAGGAGAGGAUGGGGCUAUUCACUUUUAUAUAUGUAUAUAAAAUUAGUAGUAAGAUGUAAUAAAAGCUUUAUUGGUGUGUUUGA
Messenger RNA from Chlorocebus sabaeus (green monkey), 1027 nucleotides. The record is from RefSeq and is a predicted model, not a curated record. Lineage: Eukaryota; Metazoa; Chordata; Mammalia; Primates; Cercopithecidae.